This is a messenger RNA of Sycon ciliatum, 1129 nucleotides long. RefSeq lists its product as uncharacterized. Lineage: Eukaryota; Metazoa; Porifera; Calcarea; Leucosolenida; Sycettidae. The record is from RefSeq and is a predicted model, not a curated record.
UGCCAUUGAGAAUAACGGUGAAAAAACUCAUUGUCCUGAACAGACUUAGCGAAGCGUGCACAGCAACGGGCUACCCCAAACCAAUGCUCAAUGUAAGCGUGGACGGAGUAGCUGCUAAUUGCGACACCGUGUACAAACUGCACAAAGGAGUGUGGACGAGCAUAUGCAGGAUAAACCUUCGACUUGCCAACGCCACGGGACGUUAUCUCCAGAUACGGUGCACUGCCAAUUUUCCACGCUUUGACUGUUCACCAGGUCAAACACAAAGUGUACAGGACGCCUGUAAUGCAGCAAGCGGUUACGCCGAAGUAUCGACUCCAGCUUCAAUCUGUACUCAAUGCAAGCAAGUCAUUCUGCUCCAGUCAACGCCUGCAUCUGGAAUCAGUGCACAUGCCAGUUAUUGGGUUGCAUUUUCGGUGUUCGCCUAUACCGACGUUACAAGAACUGUGGUCAAGCUCCUAAAUGAGUUCAACACCAACACGCGCAACUGUGCAAGCAAUUUUACCAGGAUAGGGGUCAAUGGAUUGCAGGUGAGGCUGCAGAGCAGUCCUGGUUUGGUCGAAUAUUUCUUCCCCGGGCCAAUUGUGCAAGGUGAAGUUCGUAAUCUGGCAAAUGCUGAGAUCAACAUAACCCUUCUGAAUCAGGGAACACUUGGUGAUUUGCGCUUGAUAGUUUUUUACGGUACCAAUGGUGUACAAAAAGUACGUCUAUUUCGUCCACCAGGCCAGGCGACGGAUAUGUUCUUCACACAUCCUCUGGAGCAGACAGUGUGUACUGGCUGUUUUCCGGACCAAGCUGCUUCAGUUAUACCUGCCCCCGUGCCUAUCCCUGAUCCAAUACCCAUCAUUGAUCCAUAUGAUUUUGGUCUUCUUUCCCGAAGCGUAGACGCACUUUGCCAAGGCGAUUAGUUUGCACUGCUACUUCGAAGUACUUUUACUGCAUCAACUAGUACAUUGCUUUGCACUGAACACUCUGAUUUUUCAAUCGCAGCGAACAGUGAGCACUUAGUGAUUCUUUACAAUUAGUAUGAUACUUGUAUAAUUAUACCUCAAUCCAUAUUCACCCACAUACAAUUGGCCAUCUACAUAAGUGGUGAAUAUAUAGUGUAUAUGGAAAUUUAUAAACUUCA